Molecule: messenger RNA, 1749 nt
Organism: Rhizophagus irregularis DAOM 181602=DAOM 197198
Lineage: Eukaryota; Fungi; Glomeromycota; Glomeromycetes; Glomerales; Glomeraceae
Source: RefSeq, a predicted model, not a curated record
AUGACUACACCUUCAGCUCCUUCUGUUAUUAAUCCAGAUAUUUCAUCACUGCCGCAUCCUGAUACCUCAUCUCCUUCUGGAGACUGGCUUCUGUCUCCCAAUAAUACCGCUGGCGCGCCUAACAAAUGUUCGCGUACUGUCUCCGAUGACGCUAUGAAUGUUGAUAUAACUUCGCCUGUUACUCCUGUCUCCAACCUUAUAUCCAGUGUUCCUUCAGGUCUUCCCAUCAAUAAAGUCCAAGUGAUCACUUCUCCCGACAAUACUACCACUCCCGUUGAAACUGCUUUAGUGCAGUCUACCUCCUCUUAUUAUCAUGCUGCUGCAUAUUUAUGUGACAUGCCUGAUGCAUUCAAAUCUAAAUUUACUACCAACCGUGCUAUAUGCGACAAAGUCGAUCGUGCCUUCUCCAAACUUUCCUCUUAUAAUUCCCGUGCUCGUUGUGAAGGAUCUGGUGACAAAAAGAGAAUCCUCGUCUCCUUUUUUGCACAGGCUGAUCUUACCUCUUCUACCUCUGCUACAUAUUCAAAAGCCCAACGUGAUGCACGAAGACAAUAUGUAGCAGUUCUGGCUGGUAUUCCAAAAAAUAUUAAAGAAGCUGACUUAACUGAUAUCGCCAACCAAGUCUCUGCUAAAGCGAUCAAUAUCCCGCUUUCCUACACUUUUUACAAACUCAAGCCCUAUGUGUAUAUAAAUUUUUUCUCACAAGAAACUCUCGAUUCAGCCUUGAAAUUGACUGUCUCAUUCAAGAAUCAAGGUCUCACUUGGCAUUUACCUGAUCAACUAGACAAAUUAUACUCUCGAUUUAAAACUGGCCCUCAAAGAGGUCGUAAUCCGAAUCAAUUCUUCCGUCAUUCUUCUUCACGCUCGCGUUCCUGUUCUUGUCCCUCCUGUUCUGCCCAUAAUACUGGGAACAGGUCAAAUAAUUCUCGUCAAUCUGGACAAGGACACCUUUCUAAUACUCCCUUCUCUACCGGUCCUUCAUCUUCCCGCACUCAACAAUCACAGCCUAUAGGUAGGCCAUUAGUCACUCCACCUACCCAAACUUACCCAAGUAUAACUCCAGAAGAGAUAGCUGCUCUUCGGCUUGAUGGAUUAUCUCCUUUCCCAGUAACUACAGCAUUGCCUGAUAAUAAUACCACCACUUCAUUCCCGCUGCUCAACAGUUGGCAGGACCUUCUUUCUGCUGAUAGUUCAGAUCAUAUUAAUUUUCAUAAUAAUUCUUAUUUUCCAUUUCAUAUUUCUUCUUCUGUUCAUUCUUCUGAUUUAUCUUCAUCUAAUAUUUUGCGGUUAGGCUCUCUUAAUGUUCAAACCAAUUUAUGUUCUCCUGCUCAUCGUUACAUUUGUAACCCUUAUUUGACUUUUUAUAAUUUUCAUUCUUGGUUUAUACAUUCCUCUACUGCCAAUCGUCAUUCUAGUGUUGGCAUUAUUUUACACUCUUCCUUGGCUAUGUAUGUAAUUAAAAAGAAGUUUUUUAACGAUAGAUUAAUUGGUUUAACUCUGCAACUUUCAGGAAAAUGUAAUGUGGUUCUUAUUGGCGGUUAUAUUCCUCCCGUUAGUAACUCGAAUCGCUCAAUUAUCGCUGAUUGCCAUUCCACUCUUAUCUCAUGGAUUCAUUCCGCUAGGCUUUUGAAUCACAAUGUUCUUCUUGGUGGUGAUUUUAAUGCGGUUUAUGAACAUUUCUUGACACAGAUUUCUGCUAAUCAUCCCUUUGAACUCUCUAUUCAAAAUGCUUCACGAACAACAUUUUGA